Molecule: messenger RNA, 7828 nt
Organism: Chilo suppressalis (striped riceborer)
Lineage: Eukaryota; Metazoa; Arthropoda; Insecta; Lepidoptera; Crambidae
Source: the annotation of a GenBank genome assembly
AACUAAAAAAACUAAGCGAUGAGUGAUCCUUAUUUAAAUAAUUAUAUUCUGUGUCCGAAUCUCAUAUAGAAGCAAACAAAUGCUAACUUUUCAGCACAGUAGUAAAAGAAUAUCAAGGGACAGGGACGUCUUUGGUAACUUUAAUCGAUAGGCUGACCACCAAUCACUUUAGUAUCCGGACAACAUUUUAUCCCCAAGCAAAUAUUAAAUGGGGCAAUAAAAGUGAUGUCUAAACCUUGGAAUUUUCUAUACUCUGCCAAAGAGUUUGUAGGAAUGUAGGCAAAGUAAAAUACAAAUGAUAAAUUAAAAAUAUGUAUACAAACUUUAAAUUCUAUUAAAGCUUUAUUAUAUAAAUUUAAAAUAUAUUGCAAAUGACCAAUUAAAAAGUAUAAUGUAGUGUGGAAACUGGACACUUAGCCCACUCCAGUGUCAGUACAGUAGUCCAGUAUUGACACUGUAAACUUUAUGAAGUAUGUAUGCGAGGUUAACUCAAAGUUGUUCUACUAUGAGCAUGGUGACUAUGGAGGUUGAUCCGGGCGGAGAGACGAGCGGAGGGCGGGCGGAGAGUACGAGCAGGCGCGUCGCGACGGCGGCGGUUAUCGAGCGUGGGCGGUCGCGCAUGCCACACUAGCCUUCGCACCGCAAUAUGCACUACGCGCCUCUAACCGACCCGUUUGGCUGAAAUCUCCACAAAGUGCGGGCAAACUAUGUAGAAAACAGCUGGACCCUCCAUGUAACGUUAAGGAAUAUAACAAAAAGUGAUAAUUAUGACAAGCAAUAUUAUAGUAAAUUAUAAUGGAUACGAGAAAGCAGACUCCUAAAGAGUUGAGUAAUCUGAGCAUAUCAAAACUAUGGACAUACAGAAACAGCACUUGUGCCCGCGGCUGGUGGAUUAUCUGACUAUCGUCGGGGCGCGACCGUAUACUUCAGGGAAAGGGCUAGCCCCCGUGCAGGCUCCCGAACUCCUCCGGCGGUAUCCAUUGACGAACCACGAUGAUUUCCCUCUACCCCUGGACAUGGUGUAUUUCUGUCAGCCCGAGGGCUGCAUGUCGGUGGGACCUCGCCGCGCGCCCGGACACCUUGCUGCCAGGGACACCACGUCUUUCGUCUUCACACUUACGGAUAAGGACUCCGGUAAAACGCGGUACGGCAUCUGCGUCAACUUCUACCGCGCGGUGGAGCGCGCCGCGGCGCCCGGCCCUCAACGGAGCGUGCUGCGGCGCGAGUCCUGGCGCAAGUCCAUGGAGAAGAGCUCCGACUCCGCCUUCUCGAGUGACUAUAGGAGCAGCAACGUAGCACCGAGCGACUCGGAGCGCGACUGCAGCACGACGGGCCCGCGACUGGCCGCAGCCGCCGCUGCCGCGCCUGACUCCGAGUCCGGUGGCAGUCACUCGCCCAGUCCUCGGGCCACUAGAAAACGCCAGCGGGUGCGAAAUCAUUCCUUGACAUCUUUAUGUUUACUUUCACAUCACCCAUUCUUUUCCACGUUCCGAGAGUGCCUAUUUAUCCUAAAGAAAUUGAUAGAUGCCUGCAAUGAGUCUUCCAGUCCACGACGUGUAGGAGCGUCUAGACAAAUAUUUAGGGAUACUGUAUGGUCAGUAUUAACGGGUCAAGCUUACGACAAUACGCCGACGAUCGUCUUGCACGACGUGAAAGAGAUUGAGACGUGGAUCCUUCGCCUCCUGUCCGCGCCGGUCCCCGUGCCGGGCAAGACCCGAAUAGAGCUGGAAGUUUUAUCGCCCACUGCGCAUGCGCCGUUAUUGUUUGCGCUGCCGGAUCAUACGAGAUUUGCGCUUGUCGAUUUCCCUCUGCAUUUGCCUUUGGAGCUUCUGGGCGUGGAUACGUGCCUGAAGGUUCUCACGUUAAUCCUGCUGGAGAACAAAGUCGUCGUCCAAUCGCGCGACUACAACGCACUAUCAAUGUCGGUGAUGGCGCUGGUGGCGAUGUUGUAUCCGCUCGAGUACAUGUUCCCUGCGAUUCCCUUACUGCCCAGCUGUAUGAACUGCGCUGAGCAGUUACUGCUCGCGCCUACACCCUUUCUAAUAGGAAUACCGGCCACUUUCCUGACGUACAAGAAAAACUUCAGAUUACCGGAUGACAUAUGGCUUGUUGAUCUGGACGCUACAAAACUAGUGGCCCCCUCUGGAAACGAUCAAGAUCUACCACCCUUACCGGAACCUGAGGGUUCCAUUUUAAAAAAUCAUUUGAAACAGGCUUUAAGCAGUUUAACAAAUACAUCCGCCGAGCAGGCGAAAGCUCUCUUAAUGCCAUCUAUAAGAGACAGCGUGGGUGGUGCGACGCUUAGAGUGCAACAGGCUUCGUUCCGUUCAGAAGGCAACUGGCCACAUAGUACGCCGGAGAGCCGCCGCGUUUCCAUUGGCAGCGCGUCUCCCACGCCGGCCAGCGCAGGCCACACGCCGCAGCGGUUAUCGCUUGCAUCGCCGCACCACCAACCGCAGCCGUUCAACCCGCUCAUAUACGGCAACGAAGUAGACUCUGUAGAUGUCGCUACACGCGUCGCGAUGGUUCGGUUUUUCAACUCUCAAAACAUAUUAGCAAAUUUUAUGGAGCACACUCGAACUUUACGACUAUACCCGCGGCCUGUGGUAGCGUUCCAGAUCAACAGCUUUCUUAGAUCUCGUCCUAGAACGACGUCCUUUUUAAAUAAAUUUGCUCGAACUCAGGCAGUAGAAUUCCUCGCCGAGUGGUCACUAACUCCUUGCAAUGUUGCGUUUUUGAGAGUUCAAACUGGCGUGUUUGAUCCACGGCAAAUCGGUGACAAACCUAAAUGGUUUGCUGAUCAGUUGCAACCUAUUCGUUUCGCCGUCUGGGACGACGGCAGUUCAUUGAACGGAGCUUUAAGACAAUUACAGCGUCAAGAGAAUCAGCCCACUGAUGAAAGUGGUUCGGACUCCGAUGCUGCUGAAAGUACAAGUUCCUCUUAUUCUUCUCUUAGUGAUUUCGUAUCAGAGAUGAUAUCGUCCGACCUCUCUCCGGGUGGGAACGUCCAUCAACAUGUUAUUGGAGAAACAUACAGCGCUGUUGUGCAAGUUCCAAUGACACUAUCGUCAUCGUUGGAUCCUAAAACGGUUUACAGUCCACCGUCGUCGCUGAUGUUCGGUGAGGGCGAAGAGGUAGUGCAGGGAGAGAGAGGGCGCGCCUCCACCUCUCCAUCUCCCUCGGGCUCCAGUUCGGAACACAGUGACCUCUCCGACGACGAGGCACAAGACAACAGGGACUCCCAUCACAAUACAGACACUGCGCAUCCACCGCCAGUCAAGAAAAGUGAUACGGACAGCGGCAGUUUCGGUCGCGAAUCUGACUCUAACUCGACCACGACUCCUAAGACCGUGGUUAGUCGGCAGCGCGCCGCCGCCGACAGCACCAGCACUAGCGACUCGGACCGCGCGCUCACGCCCUCGCACCACUCAUUGCCGCCCUCGCACCAUGCGCAGAUCAAGAGUACGAGUAGUGGCGUAUCCAGGCAAGCCUCGCAGUCUUCUCUAUUGGAACAAUUUGCCGCUCAAGCCAAAGAACUGGUCAGAGAAACUACUCGACAGAGUAGCCAAGAAGGCCUUCUUGCUCACAUGGACAAGAAAGGAAAAGUGACAGAUGGGGAAGAAAAGAAAAUGUUUGCUCCCUUUGGUCAGCUCACACUGCACGCUAAAAAGGCCGCCGAAGAAGCGUCGAAGAGUAUGCAAGAGGCAUCUAAAUCAGCGUUAGAGGCCAGCAAAACGGCCACCGCAGUUAGUAAAAAUACCUUUGAGGAUCUCACUUACGUCAGCAAGUCUACUUUUGGUGACCUUACCAAAAGCGCAAAGGAAGCGGCUGCUAAGAAAGGGCUGUUGAAGGGCGAGAGUCAAGACUCGACGGGCAGUGCGACAGCGCGACGCGACUCAACAGCUCUGCAGACGACUAAUUUACUAACAACUACACACAGAGAUUUCUUCUCAAAUAUCAGCUCCGACCUUAACGGUCUUGCGGCGUCAACGUCCAGUAUGUUCAGCGAUUUCUUCGGGUCCAAAGGCAAACAAGCCAAGCCGGAGCCGGCGCGGUCGCCAGCGGCGGGUGGUAGUCAGCCGAGCGCGGGUGCAGCGGCGAGCUUCGGUCCGUUCUCUCAGGGCGCGCGCGGUCUGGUGGCGCGGUCACCGCUCAUACGUCACGCGCCGCCGACGCCGCCGCCCGCGCCACUUCACGCGCGCUCCACUGCUAACUCCGAGAACCAGGCCUUUCUUAAUGAUCUCGUGCAACACGUUUUGGAAGGCGAAGGUGUCGGUUGGCUGAAGCUCAACCGUCUGAAGAAAUUGAUGGAGGACGAGUCAUAUAGGAACAUGGUGCUGAGUAAACUUAACAGAAAUUUCAACAGGAAGGCUACACCGAAUGAUAAAGUGGACGAUGUGUUCGUGAGUAAACCAGUGUGGAAAGGCAUGUUGAAAGUACUUCAAGCUGUAGUGCACGGUCUGGAACAUACAUAUUCCAACUUCGGUCUCGGCGGUAUGGCGUCCGUAUUCCAAUUGGCCGAGAUGGCACACACACAUUACUGGAGCAAGGAGAUCGCCGGCCUAGAGCACGGAGGAAUGGGUGGUUCUGCACUCGACAGUAGACACGAUCUGGACACACCCUCGUCUUCGCCCUCGUCUAGAAAAAGCUCGCAAUCAGAUGUACCGAUUGUGAACUACCCUGAAAUGGAUCCAGCUGAUUCGCAAAGCACUACUGAAAUGUUCAAAGACAUGUUGAAUCAGAAAAGAAACCUUCUCUUCAGCAAGUUGACCUCAUUCGAAUCAGACGCGGCGCCCUCUUCCGACUGCUCGGCCGACGAGAGCGGCUCGAUCACCACCAACCGAGCCAAUUUCGACCACCGCGCCUCCUUUAAGUCCAACCUAUCUGACACUGAUGUCAUGUUUCUCAAUGUUGCUCGCGCCUCGUGCGUCGCUGGGAAGCCACGGGCUGCUAGUGUGUUUUCUUCCAAAUCGUCACUGAGCGGAUACAGACCGCCUCCGGGAGUACCAACUACUUCACCACUAACAUCGCCAGAUACUGCCAGGACAUACCUGUUUCAAGGCCUCAUUGGCAAAGAAAGAUCGAACUUAUGGGACCAAAUGCAAUUCUGGGAGGAUGCUUUCUUAGACGCCGUGAGUCAAGAACGCGACAUGAUUGGCAUGGACCAAGGUGCCAACGAGAUGAUGGAGCGAUACAAGUGUCUGAGUGAGACGGAACGAAAAAGGUUGGAACACGAAGAAGACAGACUAUUGUCUACGGCGCUAUACAACCUCACAGCGGCUAUGGUGCUGUUCGGCGUUGAAGCCGAUAUUGUGAGGAAUAAAGUUCGGCGGUUGCUCGCUAAAAGCCAUAUCGGAUUGGUAUACAGUCAAGAAGUUAACCACUUGUUGGACGUUGUUCAUACGUUGCACGGGAACGACAUUGAGCUGAAGCCGCUAGGAUCGCGCCAGUUGCGCCGCGCGUCCUUCACCGUGCACGAAGGCGACGCUAGCGGCGAGCUGCGCUUCAUCGAAGUGCGAGACGAUGGGCUCGUCUUGCGAUCUACGCAGGGUACUAUCGUGGAAAGGUGGUGGUACGAGCGGCUGGUAAACAUGACUUACAGUCCGAAAAUACGAGUUUUGUGCCUUUGGAGGAAAAACGGUGGUCAGACGCAACUCCACAAAUAUUACACUAAAAAGUGCAAAGCGUUGUACUAUUGCAUCAAGGAGGCAAUGGAGAAGAGUGGACGGCGGCAGGACGCGGCCGAACUCGGUGGAGAAUUCCCCAUACAGGACUGUGCUUCUGGGGAAGGGGGACUCAUACAGGUGUGCAUGGAGGGCGUCGGAUUACUGUUCCACCACAGCAAGUUUUUUGUGCGGCUUGAUCACAUUAGAAAAUGCUUCACGCAGAACGGCGGUAUCUUCGUUUUAGAAGAAUUUAAUCCGAAAACAAGACAAAUAAUCCAGAGAAAGUACAAAUCUAUAAUGGCGGACCAGAUCUGCUACGCGGUGCUGUGCGUGUUCUCGUACUUCGCGGCGGGGCACGAGCAGCGGCGCGCCAUCCUCGAGCAAGCGGCGCGCGUGCCCCCGCCGCCCGCUCAGCACCACCCGCCCCCGUCGCCCGCUCAACACCACGCGCCCGCCCACCAUCAGUUUGAGCGCAAGUCACCGGUGAAUCGCGCGGGAGAGGCGAGAGCGUCGUUCGCAAAGAGCGAAGCACUACCCACCACAGAAUCCCGCGACCUGCCAGAACGGCAAGCGCGUCCCGUCCCAGAAAAAGUACCCAGAGAUCCUGACAAACGAGAAGCACCUGAUAGGAGGGAUUCACUAGAUAGACGGGAACUCCCUGAUAGAAGACAGCCUUUAGAAAGGCGCGAAGGACCAGAUAAGACGGAGGGGCUAGACCACCGAGAGACAAUAGAAAGACAGCGGACGUUACCAUCGCAACCGCGUGAGGUUGAGUCGGGCACGCGACCUAUAGGCCGCACGGACAGCUUGCCACCGCGCCGGCCGCCGCCGCCUGCGCCGCCGCACCAGCGACUGGCGCGGGCUCAUUCACACGCGCCCGCGACCACCGCCGCUGCCGCCGCCGCAACCGCGUCCGCAAGGCCGCUCGACCCGCCCAUAAUUCCUCCGCGAACGGGCGCGCCCCCCCGGCCUGCCGGUCCGCCGCCCGCGCUGCCGCCGCGACAACUAUCGGCGGCCGCCGAUCUCUCUUCACCUAGUAGGUCGGCAGCGAUGGCGGCGCGGGCGACGACGCGGCAGGCGUCGGUGAGCGCCCCCUUCGCGCCCUCCAACCCGUUCUCUCCGCCGCGCCACACAGAGUUCGUCAUACCGCAGCGGAAUAACGCGCGCCGACCCUCCACCACAGACAAAAACUAACCGUAUUCUUUAUCCUUAGAUCAUAAUAAAAAGGGAAGAUACAGUACGCACGCUCAUACUAGCAUCAAAUAAAAUAUGAUCCGACUCAACUACACACGCACACGUCUGUAAAUAAUAUUCAAUCGAGCGAGUGAGACAGAACUGUACGCUUCAACGCAGAGCGAGCGAAACAGCGAAUCAGCUUCAGAGUGCUAACGGAUGAGCUGUAUUAUUGUCCUUUUCUUUAUAACAAAAUGGCGAUUAAGUAAAUAACAUUCACGACAAACCGUGAUUUUUGAGAAAAAAUGAUGACGUGCACCACAAUUUAAGCGGAUCACUUUUGAGCCGCGAGUGCCGUAUCUUCCCUUUUGGUUUAAUCUUAGUCUGUAUCUCAUAUAAUCGCACACCUAAGCCUUGUGAUAUUAUCUGCAGGCCUAUUCGCUAAUUGCUUUUGACAGAUGGAAGUGAUAAGCACCGAGCUAAUUACUGAUCCACUACUGCUUUAUUAUAACGCCACUAAGAUACUUGUCUUGAAAAGCAUCGACGGAUAUGCAAUUUUCUCUUUAGUUACGCACUGUAAAUAUCAAAAAAGUUAGCGCAUAUGCUAUCUGAUUUUGACAGAUGGAAGUGAUAAUCAGCGAGCUAUUUAGUGAUUUACUACUGCUUUAUUAUAACGCAUAAGAUACUUGAUCUGAAAAGCACCAAUGGAUAUGCAAUUUUCUCUUUAGUUACACACUGUGAAUGUCAAAAAUGUUAGCGAAUAGGCCGGUUGAUCAAGAAAACACAGAUUAAGUUUACAAUGUAAUUGUAUGUUUUUUAUAGUUAUAAGCGGGAUUGCUGUACCCUGUACCUGUAUAAAAAAAAGGCACAUGGUACUGUAUCAAAAAUUCCGCUGAUAGCUAUAAUGCUAGUGACCAUGAAAGUUUAAAACAAAUUUGUGAUUUUAAUUUUUAAGUACCCAUAAUGUAUUUUAUUAUGUCGAACAUACG